Molecule: messenger RNA, 399 nt
Organism: Aspergillus homomorphus CBS 101889
Lineage: Eukaryota; Fungi; Ascomycota; Eurotiomycetes; Eurotiales; Aspergillaceae
Product: RBP protein
Exons: 2
Coding region: 1-399 (132 amino acids)
Source: RefSeq, a predicted model, not a curated record
AUGCAUUCCCUUCCCCUCCACCAACUCCCCCUCGAAACUCCAUCCCCGUCGGAAGUCCUUGAUUUACACUCCGGUGCCACCGGCUACCGCUGGAUCCUGUCCGAUACGGAGAGAGGCCAUAUCGCAGACAUGCUCGAUGUCGAGAACAAGGACCUCCUCACCGUGCGCGGAAACCGCAUGAUGCAGGGGCGUGCGAUCUGUAUGGGCUGCGGCAAGCACUCUGGCCUCGAUGACCUGGUCCACAACGCGCUGUAUGCGGGCAUCCACGGCAGGGACUUCAUGUUGGAUGUGUUACUCAAUGGAGCCAAGAACGAUAGUCCUGGCCAUGAGAUUGUUUGCUCGGGCUGUGGCACUGUACACGAGGGGCUUUUCUGGUGGAUUCCUUCGGAUCCUUGGUGA